AGCGCGCUCUGUGUGGCCGCUGCCGCCAUGUUGUUGUGGUGGUUGUGAGAAGGCGGCGGCAGUGGCGGCGGCGGCCGAGCAGCCGGAGGAGAAGCUCCAGCGGCCCAGGCGCUGCCCCCCGCCGGCCCUGGCUGGGAGCCUCGUGGGGUGGCGGAGGAGGCCGUGCCGUGGCGGGCCUCGCCAUGUCCUGCCGCCUGAUUUCCUUGUGAAACCUUCUAGAAGGAAAAGUUGUCAGGAAAAACUCCAUUUGAUCUCAAGCAUAAGAGAAAAAGAGCCUUGUUGGACUGAAGAGGGGACGGGGAUCUUUCCUCCUAAUCUGGGCCUCCUGUCAUGGAUGAAGAGAUUCGGCAUAGCCUUGAGUGCAUCCAGGCCAAUCAGAUCUUUCCCAGAAAGCAGCUGAUUCGGGAGGAUGAGAAUCUUCAGGUUCCUUUCCUUGAACUUCAUGGAGAGAGCACAGAGUUUGUGGGCCGUGCCGAGGAGGCCAUCAUUGCCCUUUCUAAUUACAGGCUUCACAUCAAAUUCAAGGAGUCUCUUGUUAAUGUUCCAUUACAGCUUAUAGAAAGUGUUGAAUGCCGUGAUAUAUUUCAGCUUCAUUUGACUUGCAAAGACUGCAAAGUUAUCCGGUGUCAGUUCCCAACCUUUGAGCAGUGUCAAGAUUGGCUUAAGAGACUGAACAAUGCAAUCCGACCUCCUGGUAAAAUAGAAGAUCUCUUCUCAUUUGCAUACCAUGCUUGGUGCAUGGAGGUCUAUGCCAGUGAAAAAGAGCAACAUGGAGACUUAUGCAGACCAGGGGAGCAUGUAACGUCAAGGUUUAAGAAUGAAGUGGAGCGGAUGGGUUUUGAUAUGAACAAUGCCUGGAGGAUUUCCAACAUCAAUGAGAAAUACAAGCUUUGUGGUAGUUAUCCGCAAGAGCUCAUAGUACCUGCCUGGAUCACUGACAAAGAACUAGAAAGUGUGGCAGGCUUCAGAUCCUGGAAGCGCAUCCCUGCUGUCAUCUACAGGCACCAGAGCAAUGGAGCUGUCAUUGCCCGCUGUGGACAGCCGGAGGUUAGCUGGUGGGGCUGGCGAAAUGCAGAUGAUGAGCACCUGGUACAGUCGGUUGCCAAAGCUUGUGCUUCUGACUCUCGAUCAAGUGUCAGCAAGAUUUCAGCUAGGAACAGUUCUCGAGACUUUCCCAAUGGAGACCUUUUAGAUGUGGAGUUUGAUUCUUCUCUGUCAAAUGCUUCAGGAGCAGAGAGUUUGGCUAUCCAGCCGCAGAAGCUUUUGAUCUUGGAUGCACGGUCCUAUGCAGCAGCUGUGGCAAAUCGAGCCAAAGGAGGAGGCUGCGAAUGUCCAGAGUAUUACCCAAACUGUGAAGUUGUAUUUAUGGGAAUGGCAAACAUUCAUUCUAUUCGGAGGAGUUUUCAGUCUCUGCGAUUACUGUGUACACAAAUGCCAGAUCCUGGAAAUUGGCUUUCAGCUCUUGAAAGUACAAAAUGGCUCCAUCAUCUGUCUGUGCUUUUGAAAUCGGCACUUCUGGUGGUGCAUGCUGUGGAUCGUGAUCAGCGACCAGUGCUAGUACACUGCUCAGAUGGCUGGGAUCGCACUCCCCAGAUUGUGGCAUUGGCUAAGCUCCUGCUGGACCCUUAUUACAGAACUAUAGAGGGUUUCCAGGUCCUUGUGGAGAUGGAAUGGCUGGAUUUUGGCCAUAAAUUUGCUGACCGGUGUGGUCAUGGGGAGAACUCAGAUGAUCUGAACGAGCGUUGCCCAGUGUUUCUACAAUGGCUUGACUGUGUUCAUCAGCUUCAGAGGCAAUUUCCUUGCUCUUUUGAGUUCAAUGAAGCAUUCCUUGUGAAACUGGUACAGCAUACCUAUUCCUGCCUCUUUGGAACAUUCCUGUGCAACAACGCCAAGGAGAGAGGGGAAAAGCAUACUCAGGAACGGACGUGCUCUGUGUGGUCACUUCUUCGGACAGGCAACAAGGCUUUCAAAAACCUCCUAUAUUCCUCUCAGUCAGAAGCCGUGCUGUACCCUGUUUGCCAUGUGCGGAAUCUGAUGCUGUGGAGUGCAGUGUACCUGCCCUGCCCAUCCCCAUCUACCCCUGUGGAUGACAGCUGUGCACCAUAUCCAGUCCCCAGCACCAGCCCUGAUGAUCCCCCCCUGAGCCGGCUACCAAAGACUAGAUCUUUUGACAAUCUGACCACAGCCUGCGACAACACACUGCCCCUGGCCAGCCGGCGCAGCAGUGACCCCAGUUUGAAUGAGAAGUGGCAGGAGCACCGACGUUCACUGGAGCUGAGCAGCCUGGCUGGCCCUGGAGAGGAGUCUCCUGCUGUGGACAGCCUAGGGAAGAUCAGCAGGGUACCAGGAGGUGCUGAGCUAUCUGUGGCAGCUGGGGUGGCUGAGGGACAAAUGGAGAACAUUUUGCAAGAGGCAACCAAAGAGGAGAGUGGAUUAGAAGAGCCUGCCCACAGGGGGUACCUUGAGAUGCCAGAGGUCAAAGAGGAGGCACUCCUAGCAAAGGAGAGCAGGAUGCCGACCGAGAUGCCGACUGAGAUGCCGACCGAGGGCUCAGUCGUACUUUAUCAAGAACCAGUGCUGGAUGAUGCUACUCCAAGAACCCGUCUAGACCCCAGCUUAUCUUUGUUCUCACAGGAUAUUCCUGAACUGCAAGAUGGGCACACUGUUUUCCCCAGUUCACUCCAGGCUCCCCCCAGGGGAGAGGAUCCCCAGGAUGUUUCUGUGGAGCAGCCUCAAAUAGGGGAUAUGGCAGAGGAUAGGGAAGAUGCAGCUCCUGCCCUCUCAGUAGAUGCAAAAAUUGUCCUUGGUACCUCACGAUCUAGUUCUCUGCCACCUCCCCAAGUCCCAUUCGAGACAAGAGGACCAAACAUGAACACUUCCAAGCACAUGUUAAUGGAAGAUAAGGUAAAGUCAGAAAAUGGGCCCCAAAUCCAUCAUAGACCUUGCCUGGCAAGCAGCAGUAGAUUUAGUGGCAAAGAAAUACUUCCCCCAGCACUGGAGCCCAGGUCUGCUGAGAGGCUUCUAGGUGAGAGGCCCCAAUGGGACUCUGUGGUACACAGGACUUCAUCCCCUGGCAGCAGCUUCAGCCUGAUGCGGGCCCCUUGUGCCUUGCCUUUAGACAAAUGUAAAGAGGUGAUUAUGUGCAAUGGUGCCCUAGAGACUGAAAACAAAGCCUCAGAGCAGCCUGCAGGGUUUGGCACCCUCCAGAAGUAUCCCAUACCCAAUGGGCACUGUGCCAAUGGGGAGGCUGGGGGGAGUAAGGACUCACUGAGCCGCCAGCUAUCUGCCACAGGCUGCAGCUCUGCCCAGUUGUACUCGAGGAACUUGCACCAUAAAUGGCUACACAGCCACUCAGGGAGGCCAUCCACCACCAGCAGCCCUGACCAGCCUUCCCGCAGCCACCUGGAUGAUGAUGGUAUGCCUGUGUACACGGAUAUGAUCCAACAGCGCCUCCGUCAAAUAGAGUCUGGCCACCAGCAGGAAGUGGAGACCUUGAAAAAACAAGUCCAGGAACUCAAGAGUCGCCUGGAGAGCCAGUACCUGACCAGCUCCCUACGCUUCAAUGGGGACUUUGGAGAUGAAGUGACUUCAAUCCCCGACUCGGAAAGCAAUCUGGAUCAGAACUGUUUGUCUCGCUGCAGCACAGAGAUUUUCUCUGAAGCCAGCUGGGAGCAGGUGGAUAAACAGGACACAGAGAUGACCCGUUGGCUACCUGACCACCUGGCUGCCCACUGCUAUGCCUGUGACAGUGCCUUCUGGCUCGCCAGCAGGAAGCACCACUGCAGGAAUUGUGGGAACGUAUUCUGCUCCAGUUGUUGUAACCAGAAGGUUCCAGUUCCUAGCCAGCAGCUCUUUGAACCCAGCCGAGUAUGCAAGUCUUGUUAUAGCAGCCUCCAUCCCACGAGCUCCAGCAUUGACCUUGAACUGGAUAAGCCCAUUACUGCCACUUCAAACUGAAGUUUAGUGACCUGGGGUGGGCAGAGGCCAUGCUGCUGUUCCUCUGACAGGCCCAGCAGCCUGGGCAGACUGAGAGGCCCAUACACUUUGGAAUGGGGGCAUGGAACCACCUGUACAGAGAGACAGAUUGGGAUGUACCACUGGAUUGUAGAUUGAUUUUUUUUUUUUUUCCUUUCCCCUUCCCUUUCCAUGCUCCCACUCUGCCUUCAAAAAAGAAAAACGCCCCCGGUUGUUUUAUUUUUUUUUUUUUUUUUUUAAUGGAAGACCAGAGAUUGCCAGACCCCCUGUAACUGCUGAGCUGCCUACUGUCAGGCAUGCUAGGGGAUGGCUUGAUGCUUCCUAGUUGAAGGAGCCAGAAUGGAGGCCUGAGAUAGCAGAACAGAAUGUCAGCACUAACAUUAGUGACCAUUCCUCACAUCAUAGCUACGUCUAAAAUGACUAGGAAACCUUUGCUGCUGGGGAGGCUGGAAACCCCUUUUCCAAGAGUGCCUGUCCCAUGUUCUUGAGAGGGGUGGAGCCAUCCUACCUCACAGCUAAUAAAUGGGAUUGGCACUAGGAGGGGCACAUUUUGAGAAGAAAGGUAUGUGCUUCCUAAGAGGCAGUGAGGGGCUGGGGCUGAGGAGUUGGCAUGUUGGCCUUCACAGAUCCCGUCUUUAACUUGACCAGAUUGUGUAGGACUCCCUUCAGUUGAAGGGGCUGCCUCUUUGGGCUUCCAGGCCUAAAGGUGCAGACUGGCCAGAAUACAGUGUCCUGCUGUUGUGGCUAAGGCCUGCACUGAGCCAGGCACCUGAGAGUCCCUCUGGGGCCUGGUCCCACAAACAAUCUCUCUUCCUUGGCCAACACAGGGAAAUCCAGACUCAGGGUUCCAAAAGUUCCCCAUUCCUAAACCAAACCAAUCAUGCAUCCCCCCUUGAGGGAUAGAAUCACCUUCAGAGUUACAAAUAUCCCCACACAAUCAGCCUUCCUCUUCCUCCCUGGGCAGCUGGAAGGGCCCUGCUUCUGGCUGCCUGAGUAGACAUGUCUGGCUGCCACCAGCAGUGAAGGGCCGCUUGGUGACUGCAGGGUCCCUUAGAGAGUGACAUGGCCUGCAGGAAAUUUGGGGCACAUUUCCUCAAUGAGCUUUGAUGUGGUCCAAAAAGAGCCUUAAAUCAGUAAUUAUUUGUGGUGGAGGUGGGUGUGGGGAAUGAUGGAGAGUGGUUUUGGUCUGUGCUUUGAAAUGUUGGCAUCCAUGUUUUGGGCCUAACCCUCCCUCCUGGGGAAGGGCCAUGCUUGGCUCUACUGAAAGCUGCAGACUGUUAACAGGUCAGAUUGUAGUCUGGGGGCCGGGGGAGGUCAGGGAACACUUUAGUUCCAGCCUGGUCUAUACCUGUACCCACACCCGCCCCCCCUUUGGAAGCUGUUACCUGGCCAAGGGCACACUGUGUCUCAGGAAGGUGGCUUCUGCAUGUGCCCGAAUGUGAGUCCAUGAAGCCCAGAAGCCUUCCCCAAUGUUGCCAGCUGAGGCAAAGCCCAGAGCAUCUGAGCAUUGCUUACUCCAGCAAAUCACACAGAGGCCAAGUUUAGUGAAACAGGGUGAAGUUCUCCUCUAUACUUACAUGGCCUGGAGGUGCAGGUAGGGAAAAGUUGGCAUAAUUAAGGAUUGUGCAGUUGCUAGUGACAGGUGCCAAGAGGUUAUGAUACGGGUUUCUUGGGUCUGUUGUACAGUGUGAAUAAAUGCUUGCAGCUCUUAGCCCUUUUUGAUCAAUGAAGCACUUUUUUAUUAAUAUUUCUUUGUAUGUAAAGGAGGAACCGUAACUCUCCGUAGCUGUACAUAUAACCCUUUUCUCCUAAAGAGGAGUCAGUGCUCCUAUAUUUUUCAUUUUUUGUCAAAGCAAGAAGUAAAUACUUUAGAACUGUUAAAUAUAUAAAUAAAGUGAAUAAAGUUGAGUGUUCCACAUGGUGGCAUUUGCCCUGUAGUUUAUACUCUUUGUCCCUUUUCUCAGUCACACAGAAGUGGUUUCAAGAGCUGCUGGGAAAGUGACCUUUGAUAAAGGAAAGCAGACUCAUUUCAACUGUAGACCCUGGCAAAGAGCCUUCCCAAGAUGCCCAAGCAUUCAAAAAUCAUUUCCAUAGUGGUUUUUCCCUGAGGG
Messenger RNA from Nannospalax galili (Upper Galilee mountains blind mole rat), 6086 nucleotides. RefSeq names its product myotubularin related protein 3 (gene Mtmr3). Bases 331 to 3957 code for a protein of 1208 amino acids. Gene Ontology annotation, molecular function: phosphatidylinositol-3,5-bisphosphate 3-phosphatase activity; metal ion binding; protein phosphatase binding. NCBI's taxonomy places the organism in Eukaryota, Metazoa, Chordata, Mammalia, Rodentia, Spalacidae. The transcript has 20 exons. The record is from RefSeq and is a predicted model, not a curated record. Gene Ontology annotation, biological process: dephosphorylation; regulation of autophagy.